GGGCUCACCAUGGGAAAGAAGGUUGAGUCUCAGUAUAACCUACAAGAUGGGUUACUGGAAGCAUCUCAUGAAAGAAUGGGAUAGCUGGCCAAAGUCUGAGACCUUGUGAACAUAGACCCUGCCCCACACCAUCUGCCAGGUCCUCGUCUCAGCCAUUAAGCCAUGGGAUACGACAGAGCCCGUUUCUUGGGGGAUGUAGAUGAAGACCUCAUCUGCCCCAUCUGCUGUGGCGUCCUUGAGGAGCCUGUUCAAGCUCCUAACUGCGAGCAUGCCUUCUGCAACACCUGCGUCAGCCAGGGGUCCUCCUGGCAGCAAACGUGCCCCGUGGACGGCAGCGUGGUGACGGUCCCCCACCUGCGCCCCAUCCCUCGAAUCAUGAGGAACAUGCUGUCCAAACUCCAGAUCACGUGCGACAACGCCGUGGCCGGCUGCAACGCCAUCCUGAGGCUGGACAAUCUCAUGGCUCACCUCCUCAACUGCGAGCACAGCCCCAAGUGCCCCGUGGCCUGCAAGCACGGCUGCGGCCUGGAGAUGUCCAAUGGGGAGCUGCCCAACCACAACUGCAUCGAGCACCUGCACUCCAUGGUCCAGCAGCAAGAGACCCACAUCACGGAGCUGGAGAAGACAUCGGCCGAGCAGAAGUUCCAGCUGGAGGAACAGCAGCGAGACAUCCAGCUGCUGAAGGCCUACGUCCACGCUCUCCACAACGACAAGCCCAAGCUCCGGCCCGAGAACAGCGAGAUCAUCCAGUGGGUCAACUCCCUGCAUCCAGAAGGGAUGCCGAGCGGGGAGGAUGGCAGCUCCAGCCCAGGGCCCACUCAACCACCGGUGCCGAAGACUUCAGCGGAAAAUGGCUGCUCGGUGUCCUCCCCAACGAGCUGAAUGCCAACUCCCCCCCAGAACAACCGGCCCCUGGGCCCAGAAACACUAAAAACAGGUCAGAAGAAUCAGUGCUGCUUUGUGAACUACAGAAUCAAUGUGUCAUUGGCAAGAUGGCGGUGGUGGGGAAUGCUUAAAGAAGGAAAAAACGGAUGAUGAGGAAGGGCCAGAGCCAGGGCUUGGUACCCCUUGGUGUACAAGAAAUGAAGAGAACCACAGUGAGACCAUCAAGUAAGAAUGAUUCCUGAAAACCCUAAGACACUGGCCAUGUCUCUCACCACCCCACCUCCCAUUGCCUAUAAUUAAGCCCCAUUUGUCCUACUCUCCUAGCUCAAGGCCAUUAGACUAUUCCUCCUUCACUUCUCUAGCCCCUAAUAAUCAAGAUGGAGAUACGGGAACUACAUGGAAAAAAUCCAGGGUGUUAAAGUGGAGAAUCAUCAUAGGAACCCCAGUCAAACACGCCUACCUCUUGUGACAUUGCUUAGCCUUCCAGG
Antechinus flavipes (yellow-footed antechinus) is the source of this 1373-nucleotide messenger RNA. RefSeq names its product E3 ubiquitin-protein ligase NRDP1-like. Bases 163 to 882 code for a protein of 239 amino acids. NCBI's taxonomy places the organism in Eukaryota, Metazoa, Chordata, Mammalia, Dasyuromorphia, Dasyuridae. Gene Ontology annotation, biological process: protein ubiquitination. Gene Ontology annotation, molecular function: ubiquitin protein ligase activity; zinc ion binding. The transcript has 2 exons. The record is from RefSeq and is a predicted model, not a curated record.